AUGUUCAAAUACGUGCUGUUUGCUGCUAUUCUGGCUGUUGCCUCUGCAAAAGCCAAGCCGCUAGUGAUCGACUAUCAUGUACCCACCUACGAAUAUGCCGCUUAUACUGCUCCAGUCGAAUAUUCCUACAGCGCCCAUUAUGAUCACCACGACCAUAUAGCACCUUUUUCGGCCUACUCUUAUGAAUAUGCCCCGUAUUCUUAUUACGAGUACCUCCAUCGCUGA
This is a messenger RNA of Arctia plantaginis, 225 nucleotides long. The record is from the annotation of a GenBank genome assembly. NCBI's taxonomy places the organism in Eukaryota, Metazoa, Arthropoda, Insecta, Lepidoptera, Erebidae.